This is a messenger RNA of Magallana angulata, 2492 nucleotides long. RefSeq names its product tyrosinase-like protein 1. NCBI's taxonomy places the organism in Eukaryota, Metazoa, Mollusca, Bivalvia, Ostreida, Ostreidae. The record is from RefSeq and is a predicted model, not a curated record. Gene Ontology annotation, molecular function: oxidoreductase activity. The transcript has 6 exons. Bases 69 to 2117 code for a protein of 682 amino acids.
CUUCUCGACAUUAUAAAUAACAGGCAACGGGACCGUGGUUUUCACCUGGCAAAUUGGAUAGCGGGAAGAUGAGUCGAGAAAGAACAGCCAUGUUUGCUGUGGCUUUUGCGCUCGUAGCCCUACCAACCAUAUCGGGACUUAUUACAAAGAUUCCGACUCCUAAAGAGUUGUAUGAAUGCUACUUGUACAAGUCGCUGAAUGCCAGUAUAUCAGAAACGCCAGCAAAAGUCAUCCAAGAAUUUUGUAUCUCAAAGUACAUCGUACAACAUAUGGAUGAAACCAUAUACACACACAACAUAACUAAAGAAGGCGUAAACUAUUUAAAUGCAAUGUCCAGAGAACUUAAUCAAGAGAUUACGGCUAUGGAGAAACUUCAAAAGAAGCCAAGACACAAACGUCAAGCUUUCGGAACCUGGAGAAUCAGGAAAGAGAUUCGAACACUUACAAGACAAGAAUUCCAAGCGUUGGUUAACUGCUUCAACAGACUCAAGAAUGACUAUUCCAUAGACUCCAGCAUGAGUACCUACGACUUGAUUGGUUCAAUGCACACCGGACGGGCAGCAAGAAGCAUGCACAACGGACCAGGAUUCUUCCCAAGACAUAUGUUAAUGAUGCUGAUCAUGGAGACUGCAUGUCAUUCCCCAAUGCACUACUGGGAUAUGACAAUGGACUCUGACAUGAUCGUCCCUACAGACUCAAUCGUGUUUUCUGAAGAGUUUUACGGUAACGGUGACGGCAUUGUCAGAACUGGUCCGUUUGCACACUGGAGAACCCCAAUUGGAACUCCAAUUAUCAGAAACAUUGGAUCAGGUGGAGAAUCUUUAGCUGGAAAACAAGGCAUCCGUGCUAUGUUAAGCAGGAGAAGACUCGCAGAGAUUUCAGAGCCUCAGGUCGGACAUGCCGCCUACUCCGUGGAAGUUCAUCAUAAUGGCGUUCACAAUUGGAUCGAUGGUCACAUGGCUCGUUUAAACACUGCUUGGUUUGAUCCCAUCUUCUACGGUAUCCACUCCUUCUUCACGCUUAUCUGGAUUGCAUUCAAAGGUCUUCAAAGAAAUAGAGGAAUAGAUCCACAAAGGGACUAUCCUUUAGGGCCAAAUGUUCCAUCUGGGCACGAAUUUUUCCAAAGAGCCGACUUCCGACCUUUCCUUCGUCAAAUUUCAAAUUUAGAUGCUUUGGCAGAUACAUAUGAUAGAAUGGUUACAUACAUGCCCAUGCCUAGAUGCCCGAGAUGUGACAACAGUCCCUAUUUAGUUUGCCAACGCCAGGUGUGUGUUUCUAGAGCGCGGCCAAGGAUGAGGCAGAAUAUGUUUAUGUUUGGUAGAAAGAAGAGAAGUGCCAAUGUCAACCCUACUCCUUCAGUGUAUGGUACACAGAAACCACUAUCUGAUCGUGAUAGCUUAGCUGACGAUAAUGUAGAUAACAAGACCAUCAAUAUUUUGCAGUCCAGCGAAACAGCGUUAUCAACUUUGGAUCAGCCAUACCAAAAUACUUUCCUCAUUGACGGAAAAUCAGAUUUGAACCAAUGGGUCUGGUUAAAUAUUAAAAUUCUCUUCGAGCGUCCUAAAGGCUUCAACUUCCAAACCAAUUUGCCAGGCCAAAAUAACACAGUUGAUAUGUACGAUACGUCCAACUUCGAGCGAAUUGCCGAAAAGAUUGGCAUCCACAAUCAAAUUACAUAUAAAAAGCAAUGUAGCUCUUCUGGAUCGGGUGCCGCCAAGGUUUUUGUUCAAUCAGACGGUUUAAACUAUGCUGGAAGAUACAAAGAUUACGCUAUUGUAGAUGAAAGGCAACCUAUUUAUUCAUCUGUCAGUUACAUUGCUGUUAAAAAACCGACCACUGCGAAAACAACCAAGGUCCUUCUUACUGCAUUCGAUACUUGUGGACGGUCCUGUCGCGCAGCAUGUCCAGUUCCUGGGACCAAUGGAAACUCGUAUGAGCCAUGCAAGGGUGCGUUCGAAAUUACGUCUGAAUAUCCUCUUAUGUACAGCACUUCAUACGGAGGUGCAGUCUCGGCAGCUUUCAGCGUCCAUUUAGAAAGCAAGGGUCCAAUGUACCGAGUAAACAAUGACCCUAUCACAUUUGUCUGUGAUCAUCAAAAUAAGUGGCCAUGGGAGUAAUUUAUGAAAAAUCCUCCUUUUUGCUGUUUGCAAGUAAAUUAUUGGAAAAGGUAUUUUUUGUUAUUUUUUUUUAUAUUAAAUGUUUUGCAGAAAUAAUCCAAAACUAAGCAAAUUCAAUCAAAUAAUAGAUUUUUUAUCCUUUCAUUCUAAUGAAAUGAAUAUCAUCUAAAUUAAGUAUAUAAUGGUAAUCUUCCAGAUGUUUAAAGAAUUCCAUCAUUAUUAUUGGAAGUACAAUUUGUGCUACAAAUUAGGUUCAUUUGUCUUUAGCUUUCUGUGUAUAUACAUUGGGUUUUUUUUGUUUCUGUUUACUUAUGUUUUUGUGAUUUACAUGAUCUCAAAAUAUUUUUUGUAAUAAAAAUAUUUCUACAAAUUGGA